Molecule: messenger RNA, 1485 nt
Organism: Aplosporella prunicola CBS 121167
Lineage: Eukaryota; Fungi; Ascomycota; Dothideomycetes; Botryosphaeriales; Aplosporellaceae
Exons: 2
Coding region: 1-1485 (494 amino acids)
Biological process (GO): L-phenylalanine catabolic process
Cellular component (GO): cytoplasm
Molecular function (GO): homogentisate 1,2-dioxygenase activity
Source: RefSeq, a predicted model, not a curated record
AUGCCGCCAACUCAGCUUAACGAUCCCGCCGAAUAUCAGAAAAUAUUUCACUGGGCCGAGACCCAGAAGAAUGGCACCAUCCCAUCCUUUGCGACCAGGAAGAACGAUCCGUACCAGUACCAGCCCGGGUUCAACAACUUCUUCGAGUCCGAGGCCGUGCCUGGCACGAUUCCUCGAGGGCAAAACAGCCCGCGAUGCGUGCGCUUUGGCCUGUACGCAGAGCAGCUGACUGCCUCGGCCUUUGUAGCGCCCAGGCAUCUGAACAAGAAGGCGUGGCUGUACAGGGCACGGCCGGCCGUCGCCCACCAAGGCUUCACGGAUUUGCCCGACAACAAAGACACGGAAAGCAACUUCCUCAGCAUCAAUCCGCGGGUCCACGUCUCGCCCACGCAGCUGGCUUGGACGCCUCUCGACAUCCCCCCCGAAAGCGAAGAGGUCGACUUCAUCUCGGGCCUAAAGACCAUUGCCGGCAGCGGCGACCCGACACUGCGCGAAGGGCUAGCCACGCACGUCUACGUCGCCAACAAGAGCAUGACGAAGAAAGCGUUUGUGAACAGCGACGGCGACUUCCUCAUCGUGCCGCAGCAAGGCGCGCUGGACAUUCAAACCGAGUUCGGGCCGCUGUACGUACAGCCGGGGGAGAUCUGCGUGAUCCAGCGCGGGCAGCGGUUCCGCGUGGCCAUCGACGGCCCCACGCGCGGCUACAUCCUCGAGGUCUGGGGCGCCAACUGGGAGCUCCCGGAACUGGGGCCGCUGGGGGCCAACGGGCUGGCCAACGCGCGCGACUUCCUGCACCCGACGGCGGCGUACGACGUGACGCGCGACGACCCGUGGAGCAUCGUGUACAAGCUGGGCGGCAAGUUCUUCGAGUCGCGGCAGCAGCACAGCCCGUUUGACGUGGUGGCCUGGCACGGCAACUACGUGCCGUUCAAGUACGACCUGACGAAGUUUGUGAACGUGGGCAGCAUCAGCGUCGACCACAUGGACCCGUCCAUCUUCUGCGUGCUGACGGCGCGGUCGCGCGACCCCGCCGCCCCCCUCGCCGACUUCCUCAUCUUCUCGCCCCGCUGGGACGUCGCGAGCCACACGUACCGCCCGCCCUACUACCACCGCAACGCCGCGUCGGAACUCAUGGGCCUGGUGUACGGCGACUACGGCGGCCGCUCCGACGCCUUCCGCCCCGGCAGCAUCAGCUUCGAGUGCGGCAUGGUGCCGCACGGCGUCGCGUACGAGGAGUUCAAGGCCGCGACCGCGGCCGACGUCCCCGAGUCCCGCAUCUCGGAGCAAAGCGUCGCGUUCAUGUUCGAGAGCAGUAGGCCCUUCACCGUGACCGAGUUUGCGUGGCGCAGCGAUAAGCGCCAUGAGCAUGAGCCCAGCAUGUGGGACAGCUUGGUAGACAACUUCUCGAAGCACACGGACGAGGUCGAGGCUAUUCUGCGCGACGGCAUCAAGGGGCUGAGUGUUGGGAAUGGGCCGGCGCGCUGA